UGCCGACAGUGCGGCAAUUAGCGUUUUUAACUACCCGCGGAUAAACGAAACAAAUUGAAAAAUUUUAUUAAACCAAGUUGUUAGGUUUCUUUGCAAUAAAAGUGAAUUAGAAUUUUAAAUCAAGUUAGUUGUUAUUAUUUUUUUUUUUUUUUUUUGCUGCGGUGAUAUUGGAGGCAUUUGAAGACACAAGGAAGGAAACAAAUUUACGUCAAGCUCAACCAAACCGGUAGAACAACAACAUCAUAAAUCAAAUGGAAAUUUCGAAGCAUUUUCUACUAUGGUUAUUUUGUCUUGGAGCUGAGCUGCCGGCAUCAAGCGGAUCGGGAAACUGUAAAUUCGAGGACACUGUAAAUUUGACAAACGCCCAGAGAUACUCGAAUGGUUCCUAUCUUUAUGACAAUGCUAUCCUCAUACCUGCACAUGAUGUUGAUAUCUAUGACUAUGAAGAAGUAUUCGAUGGAAAUCGUAUCUCAGUGGAUCCUCAUCCACGAGGAUGUCUUUGCCAUAGAAACGAACAUGGAAGACUUUGUGCCAAAUUUUGUUGCAACAAUCCAGCUAAAGAGUUCAUAUCUCAUGCAACCAAUCAAUGUGAGCCAACGGAUAGAACGGCACCCUAUAGUCCAUAUUUUGAUGUAGCACAGGCAAAUGGUUCAGCUUUGAGAAGAGAUGUUACCAAAGAUUUUGUGGUAAUUGCCGGCAUACCGUGUGAUAAUGCCUAUCCCUUGGAUGUUGUUGGUGGAGGAGGCACCAACAAAUGGCAGCUGUUUGAAAAUGGCUCUCUCUCCCUAUACCAGGGUGAAAUUGUAUUGAGCAAAAGAGAUUAUUGUCUAAUGUUUGCACCCAAAGCAAAUGGUAAGGAAAUGAUACUAACACCUAUGAUAUGUCCUGUGCCGGUGGUGAAUGAAGAACCUGUGCUGGGUGUAUUCAGUAGUAUAGCUGACUUUAUUACCACCAUAUUCAUCUCCCUUACUCUGGCAGUAUAUCUCUUACUCACCGAUAUCAAGGAUCUACAAGGAAAAUGUUUUAUGGGAUUUCUCAUCUCUUUGGCCUUGGGAUGUAUAUUCUUGACCAUCAUUUCUUUGCCGGAUGUGGUGUUUCCACAAUUUUCAUGUGGCUUUCUGGGUUUCAGCGCUUAUUUUUUUACCCUUGCCUCUUUCUUUUGGUUAAAUGUUGCUUGCUUCCAUAUGCUUAAGACUGCAAUGGGAUCCACCGAGAGUAACGAGGGCAAUAAAAGGUUAUUUCGCUUUUAUUCUGCAUAUGCUUGUGGUGUGCCAUUUGCCUUUACCAUAAUUUUGAUAAUUAUUCAAGCUACGAGUAUAUCGGACCGAUACAAGUCGGGCAUUGGAGGAGACUAUUGCUGGUUUGAUCCUACCAAUUGGUCUGCUAUGAUCUAUUUCUUCGGCGUUAACGCUUUUCUGCUCUGCAUGGACUUUUGCUUGUACUUCGUGGUAUUUCUUAACCUAAGGACAACACUUAAAACUCAACCCGAUUCCAAGGAAGUAAUUCUUCAAAAGAAAGACGCCCAACGAUAUGGAGUUUUACUGUUGAUUGUGGCCAUUGCAUGUUUCUUCGAUAUUUCGGCAAAUGUAUCGGCGGUUCGUCAAUUGGAGGGAGAAAGUGUGUGGUAUUAUAUAUCGAGUUUUAUCAAUGCCGUCUAUGGGAUUUUCAUAUUUGUGUUAUUUGCCUGGGGUCCAGUGAAGAAGUGGAGACACCAACGUGAAUGUUUACGCAAAGGAUAUGCCAAAGAUGAUGAUGACACUAAGAAUUUUGAAAAUAUUGAAAUAUCUACGCGUAACUUAACAUAGAACGCAAUGGGUUAUGAAAAAUUCAACAUACAUAUAUACCAAUAGAAAUAAGUUCUCAGUUUAAGGAAAUGUAGCCCAUAACAUGUAUGUACGUGUAUAUAAAUGCAUAUUAUUAGGUCUGUUUGGGUGCUUUUCCAGUUAAGGAUAGUCUGUAUGCCCUUUUGCUUUUAUUUGGUUUUCAUAAAACAGCUGUUCGCUGCUGGAAAAAAAAUUGCAAUUACCGAA
This is a messenger RNA of Stomoxys calcitrans (stable fly), 2030 nucleotides long. Its product is annotated as probable G-protein coupled receptor Mth-like 4. Gene Ontology annotation, molecular function: G protein-coupled receptor activity. The coding region runs from base 252 to 1805 and encodes 517 amino acids. Gene Ontology annotation, biological process: G protein-coupled receptor signaling pathway; cell surface receptor signaling pathway. The transcript has 7 exons. The record is from RefSeq and is a predicted model, not a curated record. Lineage: Eukaryota; Metazoa; Arthropoda; Insecta; Diptera; Muscidae. Gene Ontology annotation, cellular component: membrane.